AUGUGUCGGGAAUCUCCAGAGCACAGGCACCACACUGCUGUUCUCCUGGAGAAGGCUGCCCGGCCUUAUCAGGUAUCCCUGAAGAAGUUCUGGAUGGAAAAGCACGUCAGUCUUACAAUCAAAAGCAUAGAAGAAUUUUCUGAUAAAUUUCCUUCUUUGGAGAAAGGACUGAAGGAAAGCAAAAUUGAUGAGGUGAGGGAUCUGGGAUAUAAAACAAUGAAGAUCAUCCUGAAUUCUCAGACAGCCAAUGGCUACCUCUCAGUGUCUCCAAACGGGAAGAGCAUGAUAUUCACUGGCUUGUGGAUGAACAAAUACCAACGCGGUCAGCAAUUUGAUCCUGAGCCUGCUGUGCUGGGCAGUAAGGGUUUCACCUGGGGGAAAGUGUACUGGGAAGUGAAAGUGGAUAGGAUCUGGUGGGGAGCAGAGGAGAAAGAAGCAGUGAAAUAUAGAGGUGGGACCAGAGGCGUGUUUGGCAGCAGCUAUCUUGAUGGGUUUCUUGGCAUCACUGAUAGGUAUAGAUCUCCUCUAUAUAGAAAUGAGAGUGAAGAGCUGGAGGAAGAAUGGUCUCAGGAAAAUGGAAUAUGGCCCAAAUUCUGCUUGGUGGGGGUGACAAGAGAGUCAGUGGUGAGAAGAGGCUCUCUCACUUUCAUAACUGAGGAGGGAUUCUGGACUCUGCAGUUGUCUUCAGCUGGGGUCUGUGUCUGCACCAGUGCCGAGCCUUUCCAGGUCCUGUCCUACUGUCCUAGGCAGAUUGGCAUUGCCCUGGAUUAUGAGGGAGGGAAGGUAACCUUUACCAACACCAGAACUCAGGAUAUUAUCUACGAAUUCUCACCUUCCUUCACUGGGAGAAUUUUUCCUUUCCUGUGGCUUAAUUGCAUGAGAUCCAGACUUACACUGAGACCCUGA
Molecule: messenger RNA, 906 nt
Organism: Castor canadensis (American beaver)
Lineage: Eukaryota; Metazoa; Chordata; Mammalia; Rodentia; Castoridae
Source: RefSeq, a predicted model, not a curated record